UUUCGCAUGCAGCAGUGCCACAUUUGCCAUGUUGGCAGUUGGCACUUCCAUUUAGAAAACUCCUCUGCUGAGAUCUCUUAAAUGAAAGAGUUUCUUUUCAAAAUUCCGAGCGUAAUGAUUUUUUUCCUUUUUGUAGAAUAACUCAAUCAGUUUGAAUUAAAUUAUCAAAAGCGGGAAAUAUGAUAUUUAUAUGUAUUAAUGUAUAAGAAAGUAAAUUACAGAGGGAGUAACAAGAACUUAUGGUUUUAUGAUAUCAGACACAUGCUGUAAUUCGUCCAAACACAGGGCAAAAUGGCACAUCAACCAAUCAACAAUGCUUUCAUAUGCUACGACGGUCUCUGACUCGUAGUCAUAUUUGUACUGCUUCCGGGUUUCUGUGCAGUAUACAGUAUAUACCGACUGUACUCGUACGUACUCUCCGAGCUAAGUCGAUGAACUUGGUCCUCUCCGUUUAAGAUCUUGAACGAUUCUGCUAUGCUUAUGGAGGAUUGAUAUCAAUAUUUCCUUUGUAUUUUCAACGUUGGUUGUCAUCGACGUCGUUUCCUAGAUUUGUAAAUCAUCAUGGUAGUUGAUCUGUACGAACCACAGUACCUGGCCCUCAUUGUGUUUGGGGGCUUUGUGGCACUCUCCUUCGUGGUCUACGCGUUCUCAGCUUUCGGAAUACAAGAGAAGUCGUACGAGCAAGCUGUUGCCGAGCAACGGGCGAGGCUGGAGAAGGAGCAGAUACAGCAGAGAGAAGGCAAGCGUCAGAAGCGCAAGCAAUUCUUUGAGAAGAAGAAACGCGAGCGGGAAAAGCAUGAUAGCUCUCCAGGAAUUCUGCGCCAGGAGGUUGCACAGGCCAUUGAUCCGUACGUGGAAGAGAUGGAACAGGCACCUCCAUCUCCACCACCAGUCAAGGAGGAGAAGGUGAAGCCAGAGAAGGUGAAGCCAUCGCCAAAGAAACCCAAGCAGCCAAAGCCUCCGAAGCAGUCGCCCGUUGAAGAGACCAUCUUUGAGGCCAAACCUGCACCAGUUCAGGAAACCCUUCCUCCUCCGAAAGAAGCUCAUACAACCAAGAGCAAGCCACCAAAGGUUGUUGAAGAGCAGGUGCAGAAGAAUGAAGCACCGGAAGUGGCUGCUGCAGCACCACCCCUGGCUUCUCCUAGCAAAGCCAAGGCUAAGGCAAAGACUGCUGCUGGUGAUGGAGAGCCAUCAGCUUUAAAGGGAAAGACCCUGAUUUCUGCAGUGAAAAGUGCCCCCUUGAAGGAUGCGGAGAUCCAACAACUGAUUGAAAUUCUUCUCAACCGUCAGGGAGGAUCUGCAUCAGCUGAUGACUGGGUCAAGGCUAAUCAGAGGAAUGACCCAGUUUCCGCUCUCAAGAAACAGCUCCAGGAGAAAGAACAGGCUCUCCACAAUGAGAUGCUUCUUGCCCAGGCUGCCUCCCAGAAGGUGAAGGAAUUACGUCAUGAGUUGAACCACCAGAAGGAGCAUUCAGGCAGCGUAGAGACGCAGUUUAAGAUGAAGCUUGAGAGCCAAGCUCGUGAGAUUGAAGCCUUCCAUGUCCGUAUGCAACAGAGCCAUGAUUCCCACACCCAUGACACCCAAGCCCUUCAAGCUCGUAUCAAGCAGCUCCAGACUGUAUUAGAUGAUUCUAAGGUAGACGUAGUGAAUCAGCUCAGAGAAGAGAACAACAGACUCAAGACUGAAGCAGGACAUGCUGCUCAACAGAAGGAGCAGCUAAUGGGUCAGGAGCUGGCCCGUCUUCAGACGGAGCUUCAGAAGGUCCAGAGUAAACUCACAUCUACAGAGGACUUGAUGAGGCAGGGAGAGGAGCAUCGUAGAACACUGGAAACACAGAAUAACCAGUUCAAACAACAGAGGAGUAGUGAACAGCGUGAGAGUGAAGCAGCCGUCUCAAAGAGGUUGGCUGAAGUCGGCGAGGAGCUGAGGAAGGCCGAGGCUCGUAACCAAUCCCUUGCCCAAGCCAUGGAGGCCGCUAAUGGAGAGACGGAGAAGUUCAAGGGUCAAGUCACCGAGUUACGUCGUCUGGAUGGAGAUAGGAACAACACACUUCAGGCAAUACAGGCAAAAUUGAAGGAAUCUGAAUGCCAAUGUCAGAACCUGGAAGGUAAAGUAAGGACUGUGGAGAGUCAAUUAGCAGAGAAGGAACAACAGAAAACUCAGGCUGUACAAGAAGUAGAGAAUCUGAAGAAGGAAAAAGAUUCCCUCCAGGAAAUGUUAAGGACCCAAGAAAAGAGGUCAGAAGCUGAAGGUCAAGAAGCUCCGCCCCCUGCCAACGGCGAUGUAACUCAGACAGACUCCGCCCCCAAAGAGCCUUCUAUCCUCCUCAAGGAGCACAAUAAUUUGUUAGCAGAUAAGACGAAAGCAAUAGAGGGAUUAGAGCAGGAGUUGAAUUCAAGUAAAUCCGAGCUUACACAACUGCAGUCAUUGAUUGAGCAGCAGAAACAGAGGAAUAAUAACCUACGGGAGAAAAAUCGGAAACUAAUGGAGGUGGUGUCGGCAGCUGAGCAAUCUAGGGCAGAAAAUGCUGGACAGACAGCUAAGACAUUAAAGGAUGAAAUUCAAACUGCCGUAGUGAAAGAACAGAGUACUGUGAAGACAGUGCUAGAGAGGUUAUUCCCUACUGUAACAUUAGAACCAUCACAGGAUAACAAGGACUGGUUAGCUAAAUUUGAAGAGCAAGCAGGCCAGGUACUUAACAGUCAAUCUUCCUCAAAUUCACAGGUUGAUGAAUAUGUACUAAAGGUGAAUACAUUAGAAGCAGAAAAAGAGCAAUUAUCAUCACAGUGCCAGCAUUACCAAUCUGUUUUAGCUGAUACGGGCUCGUACUGGUCGAACUGGUUGAUGUUGCAGGAGGGAAUGGUCGACAAGCUCCAGCAGAGCGUGGAGAGCGAGGAGGAGCGCUUCAAAGGUCGGAUCCAUACCCUGGAGGCGGAGAAGGAGCAGCUUGAUAGGAAAUGCAAGGAGCUCCAGGGAGCCGGCGUAUCGCGAGGAGGCCAGGAGGCCUUGAAGAGGUUAGAAGAUAAAAAUAGCGAACUCUCGGAUCAGAACGAGGAGCUAGAAAGGAGAGUCGAGUCUGCGGAGGAGAGGUUAGACACGGCGGAGGCGAGGUUGAGAGAUCGAAUCGGAGAGAUGGAGAAGGAGAAGGUUCAACUCACAGCGCAGUGUCAUCACUACCAAGUGGUGUUGAAAGAAACCGAGGCGAUUCUUAACAAACUUCAGAGUAGUGUAGAGACAGAAGAGGUUAAAUGGGAAGAGAGGUUAAAUCAAACGGAAUCCAACCUAGGCCAGGCUAAAUCUGAAGUCGACUCAUUACAAGAAGAAUUGGCUUCAUUGUCUUCUUCUCAGUCACAGAAAAAGGGAACAAACCCGCCAGAGACCACUGAAAAUUCAAGGUUGUCCUCCGAGCUCGAGGAGGCCCAAGCCACGAUAGAAACACUCAGGCGGGACCAACAGGCGGCGGCGUCGAACUACGAGACGACAAGCCAGGAAUUAGAAGAAUUGAAAACGCAGCUUCAUCAGUUGAAAGAGCAGCUGGAAGCAGCCAAUCAGAGGGUAGAACAGAGCCACGACAGAGAGGAAGAAAACCAGGAGACCAAGAAUAGGCUAUCUUCAUCUGAAGCGGAAGUGAAGAGGCUAUCCGCUGACCUGGAGCAAGCCAAGGCCAGUCUGUCUGACCUGCAGUCAAAGAUCACAUCCUCCGAAGGUCAAGGUGAAGAGGUCAAAGCUCUCCAGAAACAACUAGCUGAAUCUCAGAGCAGGCUGGAUGCCUCGGAGAAGGAGAUUAGCUCCUUGAAAGAGGCAGCGGCUGCAGCUCCAGCUGGAGGGGAUGAUGGAGCCAAGGAGAAGCUCAACAAGGCACUCAGUGAGGCCGAGGAGAAGGCUGCUGCUCAGCAGAAGGAAAUUGCAACUUUGAAUGAUAACCUGAAGAAAGAGAGGACUCUCACCCAAGACCUGGGAAAGGCAGCUGCCAAGCUUCAGGCCAUGCUAAAGAAAACCCAAACAUCUCUGAACACAGAGAAAGAAACAGUGGCUAAACUCAAGAUGCAGAGCGGGGCCAAAGAAGGGGCCCAAGAGAGUACGUCAUUGACAGAAAGCCAAGUAGAAUUGCAACUAGCAGAUGCGGCCAAUGAGGAGACGAAACAAGCCGAUGGUACAGGGGUAUAGCUGAUGCAGUCGCCUCGUUGAUACAGCAGCAGCAGUAGCAUCACCAGCCCUCCUAAAUGAUACAGUGCAACUCAUAUACACAACGGCCAAUACCUUGUUCCAUUGUAUACACUUCUGCAUGCUUGACUCAUAUCGGUAGUAGGGGUAGAUUGUUAUUAUUAUUAUCAUUAGUAAUUAUACUGUACUUAAACAAUUCUGUGUAGUGUACAGGCCAGGUCUUGGCAUAUCAGAAUAAAAACACAAUGGAGCAUCACUUUUCUAAAGAUAAUGCCCUUAAAAAUAUGUAAGAUGGAAUCUAAAGGAAAGUGGUAUUAUAUAAAGAGGUUUUUAUUUUGUUCUAGCCAGUAUAUACAUUGAUUCAAAGUAAUACCCUAACAAAAUAGUAGGUAACAUUGAAAAUAAUGUUUAUAUUGGUUAAAUAGAUGAAAUUUCAAGUAUUUUUUUCUCUCUUUAAAUUUUUGUUCUUGAUUCCAUGUUUGUUUUUGUUUUUUUUAAAAUAAUUUUCUUAGAGCAACAGAUCGCUGUAAGUUUCUUUUGGAGAUCUGGGAGAUUUCAUUGUGAUUUAUUUUUGUUUAUCUUUAAUUAAAUGUAUAAUAAU
This is a messenger RNA of Lytechinus pictus (painted urchin), 4765 nucleotides long. RefSeq names its product ribosome-binding protein 1-like. Gene Ontology annotation, cellular component: endoplasmic reticulum membrane. The transcript has 26 exons. The record is from RefSeq and is a predicted model, not a curated record. The coding region runs from base 562 to 4167 and encodes 1201 amino acids. Lineage: Eukaryota; Metazoa; Echinodermata; Echinoidea; Temnopleuroida; Toxopneustidae.